AUGUCCAAUCCAUCACCGUCCGCUACAGUCUCGGGGAACAAUGCUGGCAACGACGACUCCGCCUCGUCAAUUACCGUGAAUACUACUGCCGCGGCUGCCACUACUAGUGCUCCCGCCCCCUACCCUCCGCCCAAGACCGACAAGCCUCGCCCCCAUGUCUGUGGUACUUGCCAGCGUUCGUUUGCCCGGCUGGAACACUUGAAACGCCAUGAGCGUUCCCAUACUAAAGAGAAGCCCUUCGAGUGUCCCGAGUGCGCGAGAUGUUUUGCCCGACGAGACCUACUUUUGAGGCACCAGCAGAAACUCCAUCAGACGACGACACCCUCGUCGCGCCCCCGGAACCGCCGUGAAAGCACUAGUAGCACUGCUACGGCGCAGAGUAGAGCUCGCAAGAACAGCGUUGCCAAUGCUUCCGCCGACGGGAAUGCUUCGAUGAGGCCCCGCGCUAACACCAUCAGCCAUGUGGAUGGGAACCAUAUGCAUAUGAUCGCUGCGGCGAAUGCUUCCGUCGCAAGAAGUCAGCACCAUAUACCCCCCACUCAUAGUCGCCAUCAGAGCCUCGUCGGCCUGCCGCUGCACAAUGUGGAGCACGGCUUUGCUGGUAUGUCCUCGGUCAUGGGCCAUCGUGGUGUGAGCCACGGUCUUCCGAAGCUGGAGACGCAUUCGAUCAACAACAUGGACUUUAAUGCUGGCCUUCGCACCGCACCCCCCCUGCCUUUCCAGCCCGACUUCGAAUUCGAUAGCUUCCUGUUUAGCCAGCCGAGUUCCACCACCGUAAACCCGAACGCGCUUCAUUACACCGAAUCCCCCCAUUCCAUGUCGCUUGAUCCCAUGUCUCCUUUCGGAAAUGGGAUCACGGACAUGUCUACCCCUAACCAGCACAUUGACGACAACUUUGACUGGUUAACCGGGUUCGAGCACCAGAUGUCGUUUAGUAACCCGACCGAGAAUGCCGUCGACGGCUCGUCCCCCUCGGCCAUGAGCACUACUAGUCAGAGUGGCAUCAGCGACGUAAUGCUCGACGGUUCCAACCACACAAAUUUGACGGCUGCCUCUAGCUCUAUGUGGCAACCGGCCAUCAUGGGCCCUCCCCAGAUGACACAGUUCCCUAUGGACAUGAGCAGCACCGUCUUUCCGGACCUUUUAAGUGGGGCCCCUGUGUCGCCCCAGCCGUCUUCCCAGAAGGCUAUGAGUGAGAUCUUCUUCUCAACGCCACCCCCGUCCAUGAGCUCACUGAGUCCCUCGGUAAUGCCGGGCUUGACUACGCAGACCGUGAACCAAUCCCUCAACUUUGGGCCCAGCCCAGAGACGCCUACAUCGAUUAAUGGCAGCCACCAAUCGCAUUCACCUGUUUCAACCAUCACGGAUAUCACGCGAAACGCCAUUAUGAACUCGCUAUCCCAGUGUGCCUCAUUCGGCGGUCGUAAACGUUCCUUCACGUCGCCCAACUCCCCUAUAUCGCCACAGUUCCCAAACACCCCGGAUAACGCAUCCGACAAUGCCAAAGGCCUGCCGUCUACCCAGGACCUCCAGCGAUAUGUCACUAGUUACUUUCGCUACUUCCACCCACACUUACCGUUCCUGCAUAUCCCUACGUUGUCCUUCGAUACCCCAUCCACCUCAGCUAACGGACGGUCAAAUAUUGCGGGUGGGAGCGGAUGCCUGGUUCUAUCGAUGGCCGCUAUCGGUGCUCUUUACGAGAUGGAUCGCCCCCAGUCGCGAGACCUGUUCGAGAUGGCCAAGAAGAUGAUCCAAUUAUACCUAGAGGAGAGGAGGAAAUCCGAUAUGCGGAAGGCUGAUUUUCGUCGAACGCCAUCCUCGGACCAGGGCGCCCAGGCGGCGGAAACUUCCAUCCACACGCCCCUAUGGCUUGUGCAAGCGAUGCUCUUGAACGUAGUAUAUGGUCAUAACUGCGGAGACAAGAUCGCAAGCGAUAUCGCCUCAACCCAUUCCACAGCCCUCGUUAGCCUCGCCCAAGCUGCGGGUCUCCUUCGGCCGAUGAAGAUGGACGCGGCAGAGGUCCGAGAGAUCCAGGCGAACGAUGCUGAGGGUAAUUGGAACGGCGGUAUCAAGGCCGAGUCCGACGACCAGGCCGAAUGGUUGAGAUGGAAGACGAUGGAAGAGAGAAAACGGACCCUCUAUGUCAUCUUCAUUUUUUCGAGUCUCCUCGUCACUGCUUACAACCACACUCCGGCGUUAACGAACUCGGAGAUAUUCUUGGAUCUUCCAUGUGACGAGGAGUUCUUUGCCGCGGAGAGCGCUGCGGCUUUCCAGUUGAAGGGUGGCAUAAGGGCUGCAGGGCACAACCGCAUGACAUUCCACGAAGCCCUUGGGGAGCUGCUGCGCACCAACGAGAAACAACAGAAACUGAGUUUCGGGAAUGGGCAGCAGUCCCUCAGUUCUACCGCUCACGUAAACGAUGGCCUACCCGGCGAACUGAAACCCAGCACUCUAGGCUGCCUAGUGUUGAUCAACGCUCUUCACAACUACAUCUGGGAGACUCGCCAGCGGCACCACAAUAAGGUGUGGACGAACGAGGAGACUGAGAAGAUGCACCGCCACAUUGAGCCGGCAUUGAAGGCGUGGCAGUCAGCUUGGGCGAGCAAUCCCCACCAUAGUCUAGAACGUCCCAAUCCGUUUGGCAUGGGCCCUCUCUCUGCCGACGCUAUUCCUCUACUCGAUCUGGCCUAUAUUCGGUUGUUCGUUAACAUGUCCCGGACCAAGGAGAAAUUCUGGCAGCGAGACUGGGAUGGCUUGGCGGAUGAGCUCUCGCGUGGCAAUGAAGUUAACCAGCAAGCAGAACAUUCUCCCUCAUCCAACGCUGAGUCGGCGACAGAUCCGUCCGACGCAUCCGGGGCAAGUUCAAUCUUCAUCGAUUCACCACCCACACAGUCAUCAUCGCCUGAAUUCGCAUCCAUGAAAUUCUCGCCACCUUCGCACCCGCAGUCACAGACACAAGCAACGAACAACCGUUCUAUUACCCGCCGGGAGAAACAUCUGCGGAAGGCUGCCUUCUACGCCGCUGACUCGCUUUCCAUGUCGGACAAGUUAGGGGUGACAUUUGCUGAAUUCUCGAGCCGGGAACUACCAGUACAGUCGGCGAUGUGCUCCUUCGAUUGCGCACAAGUCCUCGCGGAGUGGAUCGCUACACUCCAGGAUCGCGUUGGCAGAUACUUGGGUGUUCUUGGGAAGGAUGAAGUCGACAUGGCGGGUGUUCCCGCUAUAAUGCUCCUCGAGGACGAAGAUGUGAAGCUUAUUCACAAGAUCCAGGAACUCUUGUCUAGUGCUGAUAUGAAGAUGAAUAUGGAUAUCGUGAGUGGUGGCGCCAUUGAUUCUCGCCUGCAGAUGGACGGUCUCUGCGGGUAUGCGGCAAAAAUCCUGAGAGCUACGGCGUACAUGCUUGACAAAUCUGCCGUGUGGCCAGUGCUCCAUUUGAUGGCCCGCUGUCUCGAGAGCCACGCAAACUUUAUGGCCUCGCGUGCCGACAAGUCUGUCAUCGCUACCGAGUGA
This is a messenger RNA of Durotheca rogersii, 3510 nucleotides long. RefSeq names its product DNA binding regulatory protein AmdX. The transcript is spliced from 3 exons. Gene Ontology annotation, cellular component: chromatin. Gene Ontology annotation, biological process: DNA-templated transcription; regulation of transcription by RNA polymerase II. The record is from RefSeq and is a predicted model, not a curated record. Gene Ontology annotation, molecular function: DNA-binding transcription factor activity, RNA polymerase II-specific; RNA polymerase II cis-regulatory region sequence-specific DNA binding; zinc ion binding. Bases 1 to 3510 code for a protein of 1169 amino acids. Lineage: Eukaryota; Fungi; Ascomycota; Sordariomycetes; Xylariales; Xylariaceae.